Molecule: messenger RNA, 1495 nt
Organism: Plutella xylostella (diamondback moth)
Lineage: Eukaryota; Metazoa; Arthropoda; Insecta; Lepidoptera; Plutellidae
Product: phenoloxidase-activating enzyme
Biological process (GO): proteolysis
Molecular function (GO): serine-type endopeptidase activity
Source: RefSeq, a predicted model, not a curated record
AAUUUGAAUUGUUGUGAAGCAAAGGUAUAUUAUCCAGUCCUGUGUUUCGUUUCGAAGUGGAUGUUGGUACGCUUAUUUGUUGGAGCUUAUUUAUUUUGAUUGUGUAUGUUAUGUGGAGGUGACAGUUCAAAAUGAGUGUAAUAGCUCUCCUGUUUGUUGGUGUCAGCGUUGUCUUUGCACAAGAGCAAUGCAGAACUCCAAACGGAGACGCCGGAAACUGUAUCCUCCUGGAGAAGUGUGAGCCACUCCUGGCUAUCAACAGAAUCGAAGUUAAGACACCUGAAGACAUACUGUACUUGAGACAGUCCAACUGCGGGUUGUUCAUGAAGAUCAAGCCUAAGGUAUGCUGUCCACCCAAAACGCAAUGGUCGUCGUUCACCACGGCCAAGCCUUUCGUCCAUCCAUCCUUGACCUCCGCUUUACCCUCAACUCCUACCACCACCGAGGCACCAGUGGCUCAGAAGACCCCUGAUGUAGAUGAUGAUGGUGAAGAUGGUGACUACACGUGCAAGCCUGGAGUGAAGCCUCCGAAAGCUGAGAGCUUCUGUUGUGGUGUGGAGUCUUCGUCUGGCUCUGAUCGGAUUAUCGGUGGCAAUAUAGCCGGCGUGGACCAGUAUCCCUGGCUGGCUCUACUGGAGUACAACAACACGGCCAAGAAGACAGCCUGCGGAGGCAGCCUCAUCAGCUCUCGAUAUGUGCUGACAGCCGCCCAUUGUCUGGGGCAAACUGCGUGGGGAUAUGCGGUAAAAGUCCACCUCUCCGAGUUCAACACCUCCUCGUACCCGACCGACAUUGUCGAGACGGACGGCGGCGGCUUCGAGUACGUGAAGAACAUCGUGAUCCGCAUCGAGAGGCACCUCCCGCACCCCGGGUACGUCAGCAGGGUGGAGCCCGUGCUGCAUGACAUAGGCCUGGUGAGGCUGGCCAGGGACGCACCCUAUACUGAAUUCAUCCGCCCGAUCUGCCUGCCCACAUCAGACAUCACGGCCAUCCCGCACUCGUACCUCGACUUCUGGGCAGCCGGCUGGGGCAGCGACGGUCUUCGCUUCAGCGAGCUCAAGAAGCACAUCAAACUGCCUUAUGUAGCCUCUCAGAAGUGCAAGAACGCCUUCUACAGCCAUCGGAAACCUGACCUCAUCCAGGACACGCAUCUCUGCGCUGGUGGGGAGAAGGACCGAGAUACGUGCGGUGGAGACUCGGGGGGACCGCUAAUGUAUUCGUCUGGUGAUACGUGGAUUGUGGUUGGUGUCGUCAGCUUCGGGAGUCUGGUCUGUGGCACGGAAGGGAAGCCUGGAGUGUACACGCACGUUUACAAGUAUAUGGAUUGGAUUGUUCAGAAUAUGGUGUGAUUUUUUGUGAUGUGUGGCUGCUGAAUACUCUUGAUCUAUAUAUCGGAUUGAAGCUUUACCAAAUCAUUGGAGGCAUUUAUGUUAAGAAUUUUGUGUAGUUUUAAGUCGAACUGUAUUUAAACCAUAAACUUUUAAGGAUACCGAAA